AUGCCCGAUCUGUCCGACUCAAUCACCGCCAUCCGCGAGGGCGCCAAGGAGGACCGCUUCACCUAUCUCACCAUCCUCCAGUACCAUGUCACCACCCCGGCCGUCCUGCCCGCCUUGAACGAGGUGCUCCAGGAUGCCGGCCUGACGCAGGAGAUUGGCUGGGACCUGGUACAGAUGCUUGUGACCAUCGAUGGCUCCGAGACCUGUCUUGAGACUGUAGCCCGCCUGGGAAACCCGCGCGAGGUGCUGAUCAAGGUCAUGGAGGCCCUGGAACGGUUGGCUGGGGCCGAGGAUGACGACGUCGACGACGAGCCCGAGGAGGAGAAGGCUGUCGCAUCCGACUCCAAGAUACCAGACAGGUUCAUCACCCUGCUUGGCAUGCUUGCUAUCCUCCACCGGCGCAUCAAGACAAAACACCCUUCCCGAUUCCUGGGACCGUCACUGGUCAAGGUCUUCGAGGCCUACAUGCCGAUUCCAGAGAUGACAGCAGCAGUCGUCAACCUGGUUCGCUCGCUAUCAGGCCGGAAACGGCCGCCUCUACCACAGCGUUCGUCCAGCAUCAACAUACUCAACGCCGACAAAGAUGGAGAUAUCUCCAAGAAUGCACCAGACCCCGAGGCUGAACAGGAGGACUCGAACGAGGAUGAACUGCAACGGAAACUACUGCAGUCAUUCGCCACGUGCGUCUUGCAGCGAUACGUCAACGCGCAUGAGAUGCAGUGGUCGCCACGCCUACUUGAGAUCUACCAUCCCGAGAAGCUCGUUCCGGGUAAGAAAACAAUGGCACAGGCGUUUAGGGAAAACGAGGUGCUCCAGCAGCGAGAUUCCGUGGUUGGCCAACUAGUCGCCUUACUUUCUGAUUUGGGCCUGGACGGAUUUUCGGGACCGUUCAUUGAGAGUAUAUAUGAGGCAUCGGCCGGCAUCGACCCUCUCGCUGCUUUCGAGGAUUUCACCUCCCCUGACGAUAUCCAUCUAUCACCAGGUGGAACGGUGAGCCUCAUGGCUUAUUGGCUCUUUUCCACCGACGUUUUCGGGGCAGACAACCCGGAGCCCGAGAUGCACCUUUUCCCUGAGCAUUUUACUAUUCUUGAGCGGUUCCUUGGCGACGAGGCGCAAGCCCAAGUGGUCAGCAGCCCGGGGACUGCUGAUGCUGUACUUGCUAUCGGCCUCGGCCUCGAACACCGAAAAUUGGUAGUUGCCACGGAAGACGCAUCUUUCAUGACUUACCACCACCAUCUAACGCUGAUUUCGGUCUUCCACCCUGAUCUCCAGACCAGAAAUGCAGCCACGAGAUUCGCCGGUACCAUCCUUCACUCUGAGCCCGACGAUCACAACCGCCUGGAAAUACUCGAAGACCUAUUGGAGAACUGCAUGUUCGCGUCACUUAAAGCAUGCGCAGUUCGGUGGCUGAAGGAGGAGCUUAUAACCGCAAGGCAAGAAAAGCUGACGAAUCUAUUCUCCAAGUCGGAAGUCAUCGAGCGACUGCAGUACGCCGCAUUCCCGGACAUGCUGUCGGUAGUAGAUAUGGACGACGAAGCGCUACUUGAGUUCUGGGUCGAGAACAACCCGUUUCUCUUACAGGCGGCGAACUUUGGAUACUUCCUGUUUGCCAGUUUCAAAGACCUUGUUCCGUCGGGGAUGAAAGGGGCUGUAGAACAGCGCUUCUCGGAACCGUUGAUACUGGCUGCGGAGAAAUUGGGACGGAUAGAGGGGGUGGAAGGAGGAGACAAGAUGCAGGUUGACAUCUUGAUUGAUCGGCUUCGGAGUCUCAACGCACAGUAG
This is a messenger RNA of Anthostomella pinea, 1782 nucleotides long. Lineage: Eukaryota; Fungi; Ascomycota; Sordariomycetes; Xylariales; Xylariaceae. The record is from the annotation of a GenBank genome assembly.